UGACUGUUGUUUGACGUCCUAGUUUUUGACAUAUUUUUGCUUAUGUGGAAUGGAAUAAGGGGAAUAAGCAGAUCCAAGUGAAACUAUAAAUUAGUUACAUUUUCUUAAUCUUCUACUACGAAACUAGUGCAAUUGCGGUAAAAAAUGUCUUCGGAUUGGGAUGAGAUUAAGCGCCUAGCUGCCGAUUUUCAGAAAGCUCAACUGUCUACUAGUUUGCAAAGGCUGUCGGAACGUAACUGCAUCGAAGUGGUCAGCUUGCUCAUUUCAAAAGGUCUACUGGAGGUGAUUUUCACCACCGAUGGUAAAGAAUACCUGACCCAGGCUCACCUGAAGCAGGAAGUCAAAGAUGAAAUGUUCGUUUGUGGUGGUCGGGUUAACAUAGUGGAUCUGGCCAAAACUUUGAAUGUUGAUUUUGACAAGGUGCAGCGGAUAGCGGAGCAGAUCGUUAUGGAAGAUGCAAAAAUCAAACUAGUUCUCGGCCAAUUGUUAGAUGAUUUGUACAUUCAACGGGUAGCUUCGGAAAUCAACGAAAAACUAUCUCAGGCUGGGGAGAUAAAUGUGGCUGACUUGACGACACAAUAUGAUUUACCAGCAGAUUUUAUUUUAAAUCAUAUUAUUUUGAAAUAUCUAAACAAAAUAAUUAUGGGCAAGCAGGAUUCGUCGAAUGCCAAUAUAUUUUUCACACAGUCGUACAUUACUAGGAGUAAGGCAAAAAUCCGAGGAGCUUUGGCAGCAAUCACUAAACCGACUCCUGUAUCUGCUAUUCUUGCACAAAGUGGAAUACCAGACAGGUUGUUUAAUUUAUUAGUUAACGAGGUGGCAACCCAAGGUAGUGUAACAUCGCGAACUCCAGGCGCUCUGUACAUUCCGCGCAUUUACACUAAGACACAGGUUGAAUGGGUCCAAAGUUUCUACAGACAGAAUGGAUACCUGGAACAUGAUUCGGUUGCUGGGUUGGGUGUCAACGACGUGAAAAAUUUCAUUUCGAAUCAACUACCGAAUGAAAAAAUUAUCCAUUUGAAGAAAUGUAGUAUUGGAGACAAACUCAUCGACCAAGCAUCAGCUUCGCUGGACGAAUGUAUAGCGACCAAUGGUUAUUUGGAUAUUUCUACUGUGCUACCGUCAAUCAUGAGUGAUGAAGAUAUUGAGCAGCUUAUAGCCAUGAUCCUACCACCAGCGAAGCAAAAACAAACCUUGAUUUUUGGCAGCAUCAUUUUGACUAAUCAAUUUAUUGAUGAUAUAAUAAAACCGUGUUACGAUAUAGCAAAUGAAAAUGCCAGAAAAUCGGUAGACAGUGGAAGUUAUCAGCAGUACAUGGCUGAAAAGUUGAUGAAACAUCAGGAUGUUCCAAAUAAAGAAACGGUCGGCGAAAAUAAAACGGAUAAGCGAGAGGAUCGUAGAAAAAAAGCUGCUGGUGGAAAAGGUGGUGGUGGUACCCAAGGUCGUGAAACGAAGACUAAAUCGACUAAAAAGCAUGUCAGAGGUCAUCGCGGAAACAUUUCGGAUUCGGAUGAAGACACGCCCACCGGCAAUGCUUCUAAAAAAGGAGCAAAGGUCGUAACACUUGAGCUGAUAACAACGAAAGAUAUUGCUAAGAUUUUAGAAAUUGGGCUGGAGCCAGAGGGCUUGGAGGAUCUGUCGAAGCAACUGGCACAUUAUUAUCAUCCUCAAUUCACCCAACUCGCACUGGCCAAGGCUCAUGAGCUAUAUGAAAUAUCGUUACACCAAAAUAAUCAAAAUCGUCGUCAAACGCACGCUAAUCUGCAAGAUAAGCUUAACAAUCUAUACAACGAUAUUCGUCUAUAUGACAAAGGAAUUAAGCAAUUACCUAUGGAUGUCCAGCCUCAGCUGGUGAAAUAUUUGCUGAAAUCGUUUGGUACGGAGUUUUGCAAUGAAAUUUUCUUCUACGUGGCAGCUGAAUGUAAUCUCAAUAGCAAUGGUGCGACUCUUACAAUAGAACAGCGGACUAAAAUCGCUCAAGACUGCAACCAAGAAUACAAAGCUGCAUUGCAAGCUUUGAGUAAAGCCACAAGCGGCAGUUCCUCUAUCGACGAUUUCCUUGUAGUUGCGGAAAAUUCUCUUCAAGUGUGCAGUAUGAUAUUGAAGAAGAUUGACAAGAAGAAAGAUAGGAAUUUAAUUCUUUGUCACAAGCAUGGCUUGCUCGAGCAGUUGACGAGCUGUUCUGAUCCGGCGCUAGUUCUGCAUUUGGUCGUACUUAUUAUUUUCACAAUUUCUACCCAGAGCAUGCUACACGUUUCUGGACGACACGUAUCUGCCGUUCUAAGUUUUCUGCAGCCAUGCAUUAGUCCCGAUCAGGCCCAAACGCUGACCACUUAUCACGAUUUGGUACUGAAAUUACUAAGCGCUGAAAGUACUGCUGAAAACAACAAGUCCAACCUGGAUGCAAUUACGAAGCAGCUUGAAGAAUUGACACCAAUUGUCAAGGAUAUUGCGGUAAACUUCAAGAAAGUAGGUGUUACUAAUGCUGAGUGAUGAAUCCAAUACUAUACAAUAAAUUAAAAU
Molecule: messenger RNA, 2523 nt
Organism: Topomyia yanbarensis
Lineage: Eukaryota; Metazoa; Arthropoda; Insecta; Diptera; Culicidae
Gene: Ufl1
Product: E3 UFM1-protein ligase 1 homolog
Exons: 5
Coding region: 145-2493 (782 amino acids)
Biological process (GO): protein K69-linked ufmylation; response to endoplasmic reticulum stress; regulation of proteasomal ubiquitin-dependent protein catabolic process
Cellular component (GO): endoplasmic reticulum membrane
Molecular function (GO): UFM1 ligase activity
Source: RefSeq, a predicted model, not a curated record